Molecule: messenger RNA, 7381 nt
Organism: Eriocheir sinensis (Chinese mitten crab)
Lineage: Eukaryota; Metazoa; Arthropoda; Malacostraca; Decapoda; Varunidae
Product: pseudouridylate synthase 7 homolog
Exons: 16
Coding region: 405-3095 (896 amino acids)
Biological process (GO): pseudouridine synthesis
Cellular component (GO): nucleus
Molecular function (GO): pseudouridine synthase activity; RNA binding
Source: RefSeq, a predicted model, not a curated record
GGCUGUGAGGGCCUGGGAAUCAUCACAAACAGUCUUAGGAAGCGGGCGGCGGCGUUUGGUACCCACACGUGCCCUGGGAGGCGGAAUGUGUCGGCGGGAAGGUGCCGCGGUGCCUGGCGGGGAGGACGCAUAAUUGUCCUCCGGGGCGGCGCGGCUCACGGCCCGGCCAGCGGCUCACCCCUGCCGCCCCCUGCCCUCCGCCGAGGCCCUGCCUGCUCCCGGGGGCGAGGGGCGGCGGGGGGCGUCCUGCGGGGGUGUUCCCUUGUGCUCGGCGGCGGGGGAGGCUGACCCUGACAGACAGAGGCCGCCCGGCGCGUACCCGCGGGUGUUCGCGCCGGCUGCCGUUCACUUGCUCUUCCUGUUCUUUCUGUUUCCUGUAUCACAAUUAACGAAGGAAAUAAUAGAUGGAGGAAGAAGGUUCCGUGGACUGCUACUCCGGCGGUGAGGAGGUUGUGGAGAACGGGAAGGGCCAGAAGGCUGAGGAGCAGCAGGAUGGCGACGAUGUGGUAGAUCUGGAGUGCGACAACCGAGACGUUGAGUUCACCGAGGAGAUCAUCAACCUGGAUGACAAGGACUCCAAGGACGCCAAGAAGGAGGGAACCGACAAGGACGAUAAGGACGAUGAUAAGUCCAAAAAGAAGAAGAAGCUGCCGUCCAUGGAGGAGGACAUUGGCAUCACCACCUUUGCCGGGGAGCACACGGGCUUCUUUGGCAUCAUCAAACAGAGGUACUCAGACUUCCAGGUGAACGAGGUGGACAGCCAGGGGGAGAUUAUUGCCGUCACUAAUCAGAUCAUACCUGACGACCCUGAGGAGAUACCAGACAUGCCUGAGAAAGUGCCCGAGGAGCUAGACAUUGUGAAGCUGCGGGAACUGGACAGGUUAUUGGGGAAGCUCAAGCCCAAGAAGGAGGCUGAGGCGAAGGAGGAGGAGGAGGAGGAGGAGGAGGAAGAGGCAGACAAGGAGGAGACAGACAAGGAGGAGGCAGACAAGGAGGAGGCAGACAAGGAGGAAACCAAUGCCAAGGAAGAAGUUAAACAAGAAAAUGAGGAAGAUGAGGAGGAACAGGAAGAGAACGAGGCAGAGGAGAAUGCCACAAAAGAGGAUGAUGACAGUAAGAAGAUUAAGAAGGAGGAUGCAGAGAAAAAAGUAGAUGGAGAGAAGAAAGAGGACCAAGAGCAGGAGGAGACCAAAGAGAAGAAGAAGGGGUCAGAGGUUGAACACCUGCCGUCACUGACUGAGGUCUGGAUCAACGUGGACCUUGCCACCCCGGAGGACGUUGCAAUGGUGCAUCAGGCCAUCAAGCACAAGUACCGUGGUGUGGACACUCUCUACGGGGAGACUCCCGAUGGGGGAAAGUAUGUGGUGGUGCGCAGGAGGAAAGGUGGUCUUCAGAAGGAAAGAACACCCUGGCCCAAGAACCAGAUGUACACCACAUUUGUACUCUUCAAGGAGAAUGUAGAGACUGUGGAGGCCAUCAACCAGAUUGCAUGGAAGGCCAGGGUGAAGCCAAGCUGCUUUGCCUAUGCUGGAACGAAGGACAAGCGAGCUAAAACCAGUCAACUUGUGUCUGUCAAGGAGGUGUCGCCGCAGCGGCUGUGGUUAGCCACCAAGAACCUCCGCUCAGUGCACAUUGGAAACUUCCACUUCACUGACAAACCUCAGAGAAUCAACCUCCAGUAUGGCAACCACUACAGGAUUGUCCUAAGGGAGGUUGAUGGGACAGAUGAUGAGGUGUUAGAAGCUGUUGAGUCUUUGAAGACUAAAGGUUUUAUCAAUUUCUAUGGCACACAACCUUUUGGCAACAACAGCGUCUUUUUGCGUGGUGUUGGUUGUGAAUUACUCAAAGGCAACUGGCAACAGGCGGUGAACAAGAUCCUUGCCCCACGGGACUCGGAUGUGCCGGACCUGCACCGCUGCCACACCACCUGGAAGGAGACGGGGGAUGCAGAAGCCGCCCUUAAGAUGUUAUGCAAGGGCUGGGAGGCCACAGUUGAGUCCCAACUCCUGACCGGCCUCGUCCAGCAGACCGGCAAUGACCUGGUGGAGGCACUCAACAGGAUCCCACGCACCACGCGCUCCCUCUACCUUCAUGCCUACCAGAGCUGGAUCUGGAACACUAUUGCCUCUCGCAGGGUCAAGAAAUAUGGCCUCAAGGUGCUACCUGGUGAUAUAGUGCGCCGCAAGGGCUCAGAUAUUGAAGAAAUGGAAGAGGACCACACAGAGACAGAGGGUGAGGAGGGGAAGAGUGGAGACGAGGGUGAGGUGAAGACAGAGAUGGAGUCCAACGGCCAGAACAUGUCUGGCUUCCACUUCCUGACCGAAGAGGAAGCUGAGACAACUGACAUAACCGAUGUUGUGCUGCCUCUCCCCGGCUACAACGUGGAAUACCCCAACAAUGAGAUCAAGGAGUGGUAUGCCGAGCUUCUGGAGGCUGAUGGCCUCUCCUUCAAUGCCCUCAAGCAUGAAAUAAACAUCUGCAGGGCAUACGCUGCACGAGGGGUGUACCGGCGGAUGGUGGUGGUGCCCACGGCCGUGACUGGGCGAGUGUGUUGCUACAGGGAUGCCACCAAGCCCCUCCUACAGUCAGACAUGGACAAGUUGUGGUCAGUCAAGGUGGAAGACAACAUUCUCAAAGAGGGUCCAAAUAAGGCUGCUAUUGUGGAGAUGACUCUUCCCACAUCUUCUUACAUCUCUGUUGCUCUACGAGAACUGCUCAAGCGAGACACCUCGUGGCAGUUCCAGGCCGCUCAGAACAUGCCCAGUAAUGUGAUAGACCGUAGCAGAGACUUGAGUCGGGGUGGCCGUGGCCGCGGAGGGCCCUGGAGGGGUGGCGACCGGGGCUCUUGGAAGCCUGCACCUUGGGCCAACACCUGGAGGGAUGAUCGCUCGUCGGGCUGGCAGCAGGGCCGAGGUGGGAGGGGCAACUUUAAUCCUUGGGCAGAUCAGGGAAGUUUCAGAGGCCGUGACUAUGGUUGGAACAGAGACCGCAUGGGGUAUGGGGCCCACGUGACCAGCCCUGGAGCCUGGGGGCGGGGAGACAAGCGUCCCUGGAGGGGGGGAGACAACUGGGGCAACAAGAGAGGGAGGUAUUGAGUGCAUGGAAGCUGAAGUCGCAAGAGCAGGGCAGAGCUGUUCUGCAGAUCAUGAGUUUGAUGUCCAUAGGCUGGUGUUGUCUGACCUCAUUGUACUUAUGUAUUGGUCUGCAGAGGCAAUCAGAGAGGCAUAGAUGUUCAAAAAUUAAUGUAUUAAGUUGAAAUGAUUGAAUGUUUCCUGACAAAGAACUGACUUUUUUCAGAGCAUCUCUCACGUUUAGCAGAGCGCUAGUCUUGUAAGGAAAGUAAAACUAUCUUUGAGUUGUGCAUCAUGCAACUAGUUACAGUAUAGCAACUCUUGAUUAUCAAAAGUAAUAUGACAUUUUGAAUUUGUUUAUUUUAACUUUUUAAAUGUCAUUUUGAGGCAAGCAUAGGAAGGCUUUAUGAAUAAUAGACUUGAUAGACUUAAUUUAAAUUCAACUUCUUUUUUAUACUGACAUUAUGCUGUUGACUGACUUUGUAGUUAGGUCAGUCAAAUGAUACUCAGAUUAUGUAGAUCUUAUGAAAAGAUCAAGUGAAAGGAGCUAAGUUCCAAGCACCAAGUUUGUAUAAGUUGUGUAUUACAUGAAGUUCUUGAAUGUUUACAUUUUAAGAAAGAAAUAAUCUCUUUUGUCUGGUAAUUUUAGGCAAAUAUUUGCAACAUUUAAUGAAAUCAAUAAUCAUGUAUGUAUUAAUAAAUAUCCUUGUUUUGCUACAACACCAAAGGGUGCUAAUGAGACCCAGGGGCAGGCACAUACCUUGUACUACUGCACAUAGAAUUUCUUAAACAGGUACAUGUUGCCUCAGAGCAACAAGCAAACGUCUUAAUUGACCCACUGUAGGUGAUAAAUUUUGGGUGUGCAUUUUAUCUAAAAAUGCUGCAGCUGCGGCUCAGCUUAUUGUGCCACCUAAAACAAUCAGGUAAGCAUUACUCAAGAACCAAUGGCAAGAUAAGUGUCAUUGCAAUGGAAAAAUUAGACAGUUGCUGGAGGGUCACCAAUGACAUAGAUAUUGACUACCCUGUUUAUAAUGGUGCUGUGGUUGUGUGGGUGAUUUUUCCUAGACAUGGUCCAUCUAGGGGCAAAAGCCUUAUGUAGGGUAACAAGGGCGGGAAUUUCUUGAGUCAACUUGGAAUGCCUUUGUGGGAAGUAAAUUUGCGAGUUUGCUUAAUGACAAUGCCUUUAAUAAUUCUUUACAAAGGGUCAUUAAAGGACAGGAUACUGGUGACCAGAACACAAACUUAGAAGUUGAUUAUGAACAUCCUAAUCCUUACAUAGGGAGGGUGGAAAGACUGACCCUCAUUAAGCAUUAGAAAGUUUAAUAUAAAAAAAAAAAAAGUUGUUUUAGAGCUCUUUCAGUGCAUACUAUUUGCAGGAGCAGCACUUGGUGCGCCCCCCCCCCCCCCACCACCAAAAAAAAAAAAGACCUUAUGGUGGUCACUGGCCAAAACAUAGUCGCUGACAUCAUUCCAUGGCCUAAAACAUUAGGUAAUCUGGCAAUGGCUUUCAGGUCAGAGUGCAACCCUGCGUAAUGAAUUCUGCCUUUCAAACUCCCAUAUAAUUUGUUUACUUGCACUAUUUGCUUCCAUCCCAAACACAGAAUUGCCCCCUAGGUCAGCCCCUUCUUUUUAAUUUCACUGAAGUAGAUUUUUUUCACACCUGUCUUAUCCACUUUUUAUUUUUUUUAUUUUUAUUUUUAUGCCACUGCAGUCUUGGGACCCUAUCUUUUAGUCAGCCGUUAUCUGAUGUAUACUCAUACCUCUAACAAUUUAAUUCCUGCAAAGAUCCUGAUCAGAAUGUUGUGCCCACUACCCUCAUCCUCUCUUGGCCAGGAUAGGCAAGAGUUACAUAGCAGGGCACCAGGAUUCUCUCACAGACCCCUAAUUGUCUCCAUGGAUAACUGUUUUAAUAAGGAAGAUGUUUGUAACUCAACAAACGUUACUUUUCUACCUUAACAGCAACUACCUCCAUAUCCAGGUAUGACACGUAGAUAAUGGAACACUCCUUUGAGCGCUUCACUAAUGAUGUGAGCAUUGCAGGCUACUUUUUCAAUUUUUGAAAGCGAACAAUGACACCAAUGAGAGGUGGCACCAAAGCGGGGACUCAAGCCCCAAAUUCUCUCAUCUUAUUGAUCAUUGGCAGCAUAAGACAUGGGGGUUAUGGACUUAUAAGCUUCUUUUUUUGGCUAGAGCACUUGUUAGAAUGGUCAUGUGACCUUUUUGACUUCCUUCCCAGUUUCUAUUAAGUGUUGCAACCAGAAUUAAGCUGAUAAAAUUGAUAUAUCGAUCCAGUUACAGAAAUCAGUCAUGUAAUGUUAUGCAUGUAAUAUUCCUUGCAUAACAGUGGUCCCCAAUUAUCAAGGGAUUUUUAUUUUUUUUUUUUUUUUUUUUUUUUUUUACGUCCCUGCCUAUUGCGCCGGUAGGCUUGCUUGAGGGGCCUAGAUGGUAUUCGGCCCCAGCCCGUCAUGGCCCAGGCAAGUGUUUAUAGUGGUGCCAUCUUCUCUUGGCUCAUGCUGCCCACCGGAACUCGUUCUUGAUUCUUGGACGGUUUCCUCUAGAGUCCAGGUUGAUGGGUGGUCUUCAGGACAGCAUGUGGGUAGUUUUAAGCCACUUGGCGGUGACUGAAAAAUCCGAGGUGGUAGCGUGGGGAUUCGAACUCGUGUCGUCCAUCACGUGGUGAAUGUGGGCCCAGCACGCUACCACUUCAGCCACUGCCUACCCGGUUUAGUUAUCUUUGAGUGGUGCCUCAGGCAUUUACUAUGGCACCAUUGAACAUUAUGUGCCAAAGGUGUACAAUGUCCUUACAAAGCUGAUACUGAUCAAUGGGUAGCCAGCAGACAAUAAACACUUAAGGUGGGUAGAUAAUAUUACUGAAAAUUAAUCAUAGAAAGGAAGGAGUGCAUAUUACCUAUGAACCUGUCCCAUAAAUUGGACUGAAGAUUUGAAUUCUUCAAGUAUCUCAUAUGAUGGAGAACACUGGUGUGUGGUGGUUGGUACAAGAGGACCAAGAUAAAACUUUAAGCUUCUGCUGAUCACCUGUCAGUAAGGAGGUGCAUGGAUACAAAAUGAAUUUGUAAGUGAGGCAUUUUGGGAGAACACUGUGUAUUUACCUAGUUGUGAUGUACAGGAAGUGAGCUCUGAUUGUAAGGUCUGUCUACAUAGCUCACAUAACAAAUUUAUCUUGAAAUUCUUCAGUAUUCUUGGCUUAGGUUAUCUCCUUCUUGAGGUUGUUCUAGAUGAAGCUUCAACAGCGUAAAAUUGUUUCUUGCUAUUCCCUUGUUUUGGUUAAUCUCUUACCAUGACCAUUCCAUUACAGUCUCAUACAAACAGGUUAUCUGUCAAUUGUUUCCAUUCCCUUUAUCAUCCUGUACACUGCAAUCAAAUCUCUUCGUUAUAUUCUCUCUCCCAGUGUCAGCAAACCUAUUCUUUCCAAUCUUUCUUCGUAUGUCAGGUCUCAUAAGCUUAGCAUUUUAGUUGUUGCUAAUAAACUCAAAAUUACUCCUUAUAGACAUGACCCCAUUUCCCACACUAGGUUCAAUUCCUGUCGAGAGUUGACUUGUUUUGAUAAAGAUUCCAGACACCGGAAGAACGUCCUCUCUUUGCAACGGUGCGCCAUGGUUGUGUGUGUGUGCAGUAAGAACAAAACUUGCUGCCACAUCCUCUAGGUGAAGAGGUUAAGUCCUGCAGUGGACACCAAACCACUGCACAUUAUUAUCCUUUUAUCUGCUCUGAGUGGUUAGGUAAGGGUUCAGUGAACAUGUAAGCAGAUCAGCAUUGGGCAGUGUAGAUGCCAAUACUGGGAACUCUUGCUUUACCAGUAUAUAUAAAUAUCAAGUGAACACUCGCCUGCUUCAUAACCAUCCAGUGGGAUGUUCAGAAACUCGUACAUAACAGCUAGUGUUGUAGUGACUAUAGCCAUAAGCAAAGUGGGUAAGUGUGCUUCAUAAACUUAUAAUUCUUCUGGGGACUCAUAAUGUGGGGCAAAAAACAUUGCUUAAUUUUAUUAAAACAACAUCCUUUGAUGCUCAGAAGAAAAAAAAUUUUUUUUACAAAAUGGUAGUCUCUGUAAGACUCCUUCAUGAGAUUGUAAAGGUUAAACUUUGAAUAACAGUAACACCCAUUACUGGUUCCACACACACACAGUUUUCACCAAUUUAUUCUCUCUUACCCAAGGAACUUCUUCAAUGCACACUUCAUACACACACUACAUAAACAGUUUGAACUUUUCUGACCUUAAAAUAUUGGAAAAUUAUUACAAGACUUAUUGUAUUCAUAAAAAAAAGUAAAUUUGCAUAAAAAAAAAAAAAAAA